AUGGGCAACAGUCAGGGCAAGCCCGUUGAUCUCAACGGGGAAGUGAACCUCAAUCAUUUCCGCCUUCUUCGAGUCGUCGGUCGAGGAGCCUUUGGCAAAGUGCGAAUUGUAGAGCGGAAAGAUACCAGUCUGUCAUUUGCUCUCAAAUACAUACGGAAAGAUGAAGUCGUACGGUCUGAAAGCGUUCGGAACAUUAUUCGAGAACGGCGCAUGCUCGAACAUGUAAACCAUCCCUUCAUCUGUAACUUGCGUUACAGCUUUCAAGAUAUCGAGUAUAUGUAUCUUGUGGUCGAUUUGAUGACUGGCGGCGAUCUACGAUUUCACAUUUCCAGGAAAACCUUCACCGAAGAAGCUGUUCGUUUCUGGAUCGCAGAACUGGGUUGUGCAUUGAAAUACAUACACGAGCAAGGCAUCAUACACCGAGACGUCAAGCCCGAUAACGUGCUACUGGAUGCCGAUGGACACGUCCACUUGACUGAUUUCAACGUUGCUUCGGAUGUGAUCCCUGGCAAGGUCCUGACAAGCAAGUCGGGUACGCUCGCUUACCUAGCUCCCGAGGUCUAUGGCGGUAAGGGGUACACCGUGACGGCAGACUGGUGGUCUUUGGGCGUCCUGUUCUACGAAUGUAUCUACAACAAGCGUCCAUUUGAGGGCAACUCCGAGUCGAGUCUGUCCAACGUAAUUACUGCUGCUAACCCCAAGUUUCCCAUUACGUCGCCUCCUGUAUCGUUACCGUGUCUCUACGCUAUCCAGAAGGCUCUCGACCCCAACCCCAAGACACGCAUGGGUUCCACUUGGAACAGCUUCAUCGACCAUGAGUUCUUCCGGGUUAUCGAUUUCGACGCUUUGCUGCGAAAGGAGCUCGAGCCCGUGUUUGUGCCGUCAGCAGAUAAGACAAACUUUGAUGCCACGUACGACCUGGAGGAAUUGUUAUUGGAAGAGGCGCCAUUGGAGGCCAGAGCACGCAGACAAAAGCCAAGAGAAAAGCUCAAGGACGAUGCGACCGAGAAGGAGAUUCGCGAAGAGGAGCUAUACAAGACGAUCGAGAGGGACUUUCAGCCGUUUGACUACACGAUUGCUGCAUACAACAAGAUCACGGCCAUGCAGGGCGAAGCCGGCGAGAACAGCAACCCAGCGGAUCCGAGAGCUCCUGGUCCAGAAGGCAUGACUCACGGCCAGGCCAUGAGUGUAAAUACAGCAAUCCAGGCUCAGCCUCCGAAUGGAGCCGGAAUCUACCGACCAGAGCCCGUACAGAGACAUAUGGGCGACCAUCCAAACGGCCCUGGAGGUCGAGCUCCACCUGGAAGGCCAGCUCCUCUACCGCCAUACCCGACCUCGUACACCAGUCGCCCAUCGCAACCUUCUGGCAUGCGAGUUGAGUCACCCACGGGCGGCGUACAAGUGACGAUUGAUGCUGCAGGCAGCUGGUCACAAUUAGCACGACAAGACGCGACUUUGCCGACGGAUGCAAACGCGCAAAACGAUGACAAGUCUGGAAGUUCGGGAGGCGGCGUCUUUGGUCUGUUUGGCCGCAAGAAAGGCCGUGGCCACAGUCCAAAGCCAAAGGAAAGAGGCGUGCUCGGCAAAGAAGGCGCUAGAGUCGUUAUCGGCUGA
Molecule: messenger RNA, 1614 nt
Organism: Pestalotiopsis fici W106-1
Lineage: Eukaryota; Fungi; Ascomycota; Sordariomycetes; Amphisphaeriales; Sporocadaceae
Exons: 7
Coding region: 1-1614 (537 amino acids)
Biological process (GO): peptidyl-serine phosphorylation; intracellular signal transduction
Molecular function (GO): ATP binding; protein serine/threonine kinase activity
Source: RefSeq, a predicted model, not a curated record